This is a messenger RNA of Mangifera indica (mango), 1366 nucleotides long. Its product is annotated as RNA exonuclease 4. The transcript has 7 exons. Gene Ontology annotation, cellular component: nucleus. NCBI's taxonomy places the organism in Eukaryota, Viridiplantae, Streptophyta, Magnoliopsida, Sapindales, Anacardiaceae. The record is from RefSeq and is a predicted model, not a curated record. Bases 114 to 1196 code for a protein of 360 amino acids. Gene Ontology annotation, biological process: rRNA processing. Gene Ontology annotation, molecular function: 3'-5' exonuclease activity; nucleic acid binding.
UAUAGGGUUUAGUUAAGCUGCUCGGGAAAAUGAAAUAUAGAAGGAAGGAAAACCAUCCCUAGUUAUGUGCCCGUCGAAUCUCCCGUUUUUAGUCGAGUGAACCAUUUUUGGAGAUGGACACUGAAUCAGAUCAUCCCGAAGCCUUAGCCAGAAGGCACAAAUGUCCUGCAUGCUUUAAACAAUUUAAGAGAAAGGAGCAUCUUAUUGAGCACAUGAAGUUCUCGUAUCACUCAGUUCAUGAGCCAAAGUGUGUUGUUUGUCAAAAGCACUGCAAAUCUUAUGAAUCUCUUCGUGAACAUCUUACUGGUCAAAGGGCAAAAGCAUAUUGUUCAAGGAUUUUCUCUGAUCUAGGCUGUAGUCUUUGUUUGAAAUUAUUUGAAAAUCCUGAUUCCCUUACCAAGCAUAAAGAAGGAUGCUGCCUCUCUGCACCUGCUCCAUCUGGAAUAGCAAUGUCUCGUGCGGAAUCUCAGCAGAUAAUUUCAGGCUUAGUUGUUAAGAAUCACACUGGCAGAGGCCAUGGUGCAGUAGCCAUUGACUGUGAAAUGGUUAGUGCUGGCUCAGUCAACCUUUGUGCUAGGGUCUGUCUCAUUGACGGAGAUGAGAAUGUAAUUUUCCAUACUUAUGUUCAACCUCGAAUUCCUGUCACAGAUUAUAGAUAUGAUGUAACUGGGUUAACUGAGGAACAUCUAAAAGAUGCCAUGGGACUAAAUGAAGUACGGGAUACCAUUUUUGAAAUUUUGUUCAAUGGAGAGUCUGUUGAGAAGCUAAGGUUGGAUGGUGGAAAUGCUAGACUUCUUGUGGGUCAUGACCUAGGCCAUGAUUUAGAUUGCUUAAGAAUGAACUACCCUGAGCACAUGCUGAGGGAUACUGCAAAAUACCAACCAUUGAUGAAGACGAAUCUGGUUAGCCACUCGCUUAAAUAUCUCACCAGAACAUAUCUAGGGUAUGAGAUUCAGUCCGGGUUGCAUGACCCAUACGAGGAUUGUGUAGCAGUGAUGAGAUUAUACAAAAGAUUUAGUUGCCAACCUGAUCAUGUGGGAGAAAUGGGAACUCAAAAUAUUACCGGCGGUUUGGUUUCAUAUGGGUCAAAGGAGCUUAUGAAGAUGAGCCCAAGUGAGCUCUAUGAGAUGUCAAGAUCAAACUAUAGAUGUUGGUGCCAGGAUUCAAGAAAAAUUAAUAUUCAAGAAAGAGAUUAAUGGUGGUUUGAAGUUUUUCUUUUUUAAAUAUUAUCUAUCGUUGUUAAUCUUUGUAACAAAUUAUGUUUUAGAUUUGGAUUAGAAAAGGGGACUCUCUCUGAUGCCUAUCUUCAAUCGACAUGAUGACUUGACUUGGGCCAAAUUCAAAUUAAAGGUACUUUUAGAAUUUA